CCCGAUUGGUGCGGAUCGGUUCACGUUCCUAUGGGUUCGGGUAACAUCUUACGUAUUUCUUCGGCACAGACAAUUGGGGAACAGAAAAAGCCCUAGACCUGAUCGUUUCUCAGCAACACACUUCACUCCCACUGGUUUACUCUUCGAUUGCGAAAUCCAGCACUACCCAGAGGCAAGAGCCGACUCGAAUUUUCCCUUCGCACAUUGCAAUUGGGAUUUCUCACUGUCAAAAGCCCUUAGAAUCGAGUUUCACACUCAAAGAUUAGAAAAUCAAGGUAAAGAUUUCAACUUUAUGCUAAAAAGAUUCAAACUUUCUCAUCAUGUGCGCCAGAGUUCACAUUUUCUGUGCCAAAAGCCUAGUUAUGCAUUUUGCUCUGCUGGAAGUAAACCAAGUGAUAGUGGUCCAGUUGUUAAUAGCCAUGAAUCUGAGUCUGAAACAGAUUGGGAGGGCUUACUCAAGCCUUUCGAUCUCGAAAAGCUCAGAAAAUCACUCAAUUGGAUUACCCCCUUUCAGCUGCGUAAACUACUGGAGCUGCCACUUGAUGUGCCAACAUCAAUGGAGAUAUUCCAGUGGGCAGGUAAACAAAAGGGGUAUUGUCAUACCUUUGAUGUGUAUUAUACUUUAAUUGAUAAGCUCGGUGCGGCUGCAGAGUUUAAGGUUAUUGAUAGAUUGUUGUUGGAAAUGAAGGAAGAGGGGGUUGUGUUUAAAGAAUCUCUUUUCAUGUUGAUCAUGAAGUGUUAUGGUAGGGCGGGUUUUCCCGGGCAAGCGACUAGGUUGCUUUUAGAUAUGAGGAAUGUGUUUUCUUGUGAACCCACUUUUAAAUCUUAUAAUGUUGUUUUGGAAGUGUUGGUAGCUGGGAAUUGUCCUCAAGUUGCGCCGAAUGUGUUUUAUGAGAUGUUGAAUAAGGGUAUUUCUCCAACUGUUUAUAGUUUUGGCGCGGUAAUGAAGGCGCUGUGUUUGGUGAAUGAGGUGGACACUGCGUGUUCGUUGCUUAGGGAUAUGACCAAGCACGGAUGUGUGCCCACUGCGGUGGUUUACCAGACUCUUAUUCACGCUCUUUUCAAAGCUAAUAGAGUGAAUGAAGCGUCGAAACUCCUGGAGGAAAUGUUUCUGAUGGGCUGCACACCUGAUGUGGAAACGUUCAACGAUGUCAUCAUCGGCCUAUGUAAGGUCGAUCGGAUACAUGAGGCUGCAAAGUUGGUUGACCGAAUGCUUGUCAGGGGCUUCACUCCGAAUUCUGUUACUUAUGGUGUUCUGAUGCAUGGGUUAUGCAGAACAAGUCGAGUUGAGGAAGCGAAGGUAUUGUUGAGCAAGGUACCUCAGCCAAACAUAGUCCUGUGUAAUACGUUGAUUAAUGGCUAUGUUAGAAAUGGACGGCUUGAUGAAGCAAAGGAUGUUCUAAAUGGGAGCAUGUUGGCUACUGGCUGUCGUCCAGAUGUUUAUACGUAUAACAUACUUAUCAAUGGUUUCUGCAAGAAAGGGCUUAUGGUUUCAGCACUAGAAACAGUUAGAGAAAUGGAAUCUAGGGGCUGCAAGCCUAACGUGAUAACUUACACUAUUUUGAUUGAUGGAUUCUGCAAGGAAGGCCAGCUAGAGGAAGCUCGUUAUAUUGUGGAUGAAAUGUCGGUUAGGGGGCUCAGUCUAAAUACAGUGGGAUACAAUUGUAUCAUACGUGCACUAUGCAAGGAUGGGGAUAUCCAUGAGGCUCUUCGAAUUUUCAGUGGCAUGUCAAGUAAAGGGUGUAAGCCUGAUAUAUUCACGUAUAAUUCAUUGAUCUAUGGGCUUUGCAAAGUUGAUCAGAUGGAAGAGGCUUUGGGGAUGUACAGGGAUAUGUUACUGGAGGGUGUUAUUGCAAAUACUGUGACUUACAACACCUUGAUUCGUUCUUUCCUAGAAAAAGGUGCUACGGAAGAUGCACUUAAGCUUGUAAAUGAUAUGUUGUUUAGAGGGUGCCCCCUUGAUGAAAUCACUUCUAAUGGCAUAAUUAAGGCACUGUGCAAUGAUGGGGCUGUUGACAAAGCAUUGGGGUUCUUUGAGGAAAUGAUAAGGAAGGGACUUAAUCCCCAUGUUAUAUCUUGCAAUAUCUUGAUAAAUGGAUUUUGUAGAAUCGGGAAAGUACAGAAUUCGCUUGACUUUCUAAGGGACAUGAUUCAUCGCGGAUUGACACCAGAUAUAGUGACAUAUAAUAGCUUGAUUAAUGGUCUGUGCAAAAUGGGUCAUAUUCGGGAAGCUCUGAACCUCUUUGACAAGUUACAAACUGAAGGAAUUUCUCCUGAUGCUAUUACUUACAACACUCUGAUAACCUCACAAUGUAGGGAACGCAUGUUAAAUGAUGCAUAUGUGCUUUUGAGCAGAGGUGUGGCGAAUGGUUUUGUACCGAAUGAUGUCACGUGGUAUAUAUUGGUGAAGAAUUUCGUAAAAGAGGGUAACGAGGAUUGGUAAUUUGUUACCCUUUAAACUCAGUUUAGCAGCUCCAAGAAGGCUUUGGGUUGUGAGAAUUGCCUCCCUCGACCUUCCAAUCUUGUAUAGACUAUUGAUGUGCUGAUUGUAAUCAUUAUUUUCUGUCACCCAAUUCUAUGUUGAUUGACAUGGAAACCUGCGGCAAUGACAUUUUGUUUGUUUUGGGUGAUAGCGAUACAAAGUUUGCGACAAUACAGAAAUUAAGGCUGGCAUUAUAAUUCGUCACUAGUUCUCUUCUAGAACUUAAAGUAAGCAGGGUGUGCAAUCGAUACGACCCAAAGACACUGAAGGAUUGGUGACUCAGAGUCCAUAAUGGGGCUAAUUAGCUGAAUCAAGCAAAAGAAAGCGGUUUAAAGUGUCACGUUGUUGAUUACAGUAGUUUAUUUUCCUUCACAUUUGAUCUCAUCAGAUGCGAAACUGGGUUGGAGAACCGGAAGAUUAUGCUGUAUCGGUUUUUUUUUAUGAGACCGCUUAUGAUUUAACAGCGGUCAAACCAGAGCUGAACGCUCUGACGGCCCUGACUUUAUCAUCAUGUACGUACCUGUAUUCAAUUAGUUCAUUCAGAUCGUAAAACUUGCAGUGCAACCUCAUCGUUGGAGUACUGCAUUAUAUCCAUUGGAAUUUGUAUAUUUACGAACGGGUUUUCCAACACUAAGAUCAUAAGUGGAUACGUAUAUUUUUG
Messenger RNA from Rhododendron vialii, 3143 nucleotides. RefSeq names its product pentatricopeptide repeat-containing protein At5g64320, mitochondrial. The transcript has a single exon. Gene Ontology annotation, molecular function: protein binding. Bases 293 to 2443 code for a protein of 716 amino acids. NCBI's taxonomy places the organism in Eukaryota, Viridiplantae, Streptophyta, Magnoliopsida, Ericales, Ericaceae. The record is from RefSeq and is a predicted model, not a curated record.